ACAGGCUUCAGCACUGAGAGAGAUUGAGAACAUUUGAACAGAAGUGAAGUUUGGGCGAGCAGAACUAGCUGCCUCGCCGCUCAUUUAACGUUAAGUUACCAAAACAGUGGCUAGCUACUGUAACGCCGCUUUGGCUAUUCUGGACUUUUAGGCACGCAGGCUUGACUAUGGAGGUAGUCCGGGUAAUUUUGUGUGUCAUGUCCGUGUUUGUUGCUCUAGUCUCGGAAAGGUUUGUGGUGCUGGCUCACUUCUCUCAGUCUUUGGACAGCGACUUCACAUUCACUCUACCCGCCGGUCGCAAGGAGUGUUUCUACCAGACCAUGAAGAAAGAUGCCUCACUGGAGAUUGAAUACCAGGUAUUAGAUGGUGCAGGUCUCGAUGUAGAUUUCUUAAUCUCCUCUCCUUCUGGCGAAGUGCUGUUCAGUGACUACCGCAAGUCAGAUGGAGUGCACACUGUUGAAACUGAGGAUGGAGACUACAUGUUCUGCUUUGACAACACGUUCAGUUCCGUCUCCGAGAAGCUCAUCUUCUUUGAGUUGAUCCUGGACAACAUGGAUGCAGAUGAAGACCCAGACGAGUGGAAGGAGUAUGUCCACGGAACAGACAUACUGGACAUGAAGCUGGAAGACAUUAUGGACGCCAUCAACAACGUGAAGGCCCGGCUGGGCAAAAGUGUGCAGAUCCAGACGGUGCUGCGGGCGUUCGAGGCUCGCGACAGAAACCUCCAGGAGAGUAACUUUGACAGGGUGAACUUUUGGUCGGUGGUAAACCUCAUUGUUAUGAUGUUGAUAUCAGCGGUUCAGGUCUACCUAGUCCGCUCACUGUUUGAAGAUAAAAGGAAAGUUCGUACAUAACAUCACCCCAAGUGGAGGGACAGACAGAGAGAGAGCGAGAGAGAGAAACUAACACACUUGCCCACAGAUACCUGGAUACCAUCUAUACACAUACAUAUACACACACACAUACACAAAUAGACAAAUUUUGACAUUCUUAAUAACAAAGUCACAACUUCUGUUACUCUGGUCUUAAGUCCACUGGAGUUUGAGGGACAGCAGGAGUCUCUGGUUUGGAACAGGAACUUAUAUCUGUCAGCCCGUCUACUUUGCAAACUUCUUUGCUAAAGAAAAAAGGUCUUUGUCUCUCUUUAAAACUUGUAUAUUGUCCUCCCUGGCUGCUUUAAUUCCUCACAGAAAGUGCCAUAACAAGCACGUUUAUGAUGCAACUAUUUUUCUAACGGAGCCUAAAGUUACCAGGCCAGUUGCCAAUUGCAAAAAUGUCCUCUUUUCUUUGGACAUGUUUUUAUUUGAGCUAAACUUGAUGAAGAAGUGGUAUGGUGUCUGAAGAAUUGGAUUUAUUUCUGCCAAACAAGAGUGGGAAGUGCAAUCCGUCUGUCAGCACAUCUUCCCCAUACAUUAGUUACUCUCGAAAAUGCACUGUGUGUUACUAAGACGCCGUAGUGAUUUGUAUUUAGCUGCCAGCCUUUUGCCAGUCUGUGAGGCCUUAGAAUAUUUCUCCCAUUGCCAUGGACAUUUAUGUUGUUUAUGGAAGUUCAGUCACACUUUCCUUUUCAUGCCAAUGCUGAAAAGUCAGGUGCUCAGGUAGGGCCACGCUGCUAAUGCUGCUCUUGGGCACCCAAGGGACCAUGAAGUGGGAGAAAAGGAAACAGGCCAUCUUCAAAUAUCUUAAUGACUGCUGCCCUACUCUGCUCUGCCAUGACUUGUGGGCUUGUGGCCUAAAUGGCAGCCAGCUCUGCUACCCUGACUGCUGGCGGGUGUCUGCUUACAGGCACCUACUGUGUGAAGAUAUUGAGCCUGCCUGUCUCUCUGGUGACAGAAGUCUAUUUCUAUUUUACCAACACCUGGAAGGUCAUUACCACUGCUACAUGGGUGCACUGCGCAGUUUUAUAUGCACGAGCCAUUGACUGCCUUGGCUUACAUCAGCAUUCUUUUUAAAUGUAUAAUCAUUACAAUCUAACAUCUGAUCAUUGCACUGUCUCUGAUGCCACAGAACAACAUUUCUUUGUCUUCAUAUUCUUAGAGCAAGAUUUAACAUUAUGGGCCAUGUAGUGGUUUUUUUUUUGUUGUUGUUGUUUUUUUUAGGAUUAUGGGGGGCCCACCAGAAACGGGUCCACAACUUGUCCUGAUAUGUGACUAAAGUAGCACUGCUCAAGACGGUUUUAUCUCAUAGUAUUAAGAUGCUACUGUGGCUUGUGAUUAUGGUUGCUGAGAGGACUUCUUUUAUUGUUAUUACUGGGCUCCACAGACGAAACUUGGUCACUCACUACCCUGGCUGGAAGCUCCAUGUUGCCAUCUUCUGAAUUUGCCCUGUACUGUAAGAUAAAGGUCAUACAGUGAGUUCAUGCCUUCAUAAUUAAAACAGCCUUAUGUUGGAAGUGCUGUAAAAUCAAUUGUUUUAAAAUGAUAGUUUUUCCAUACAGUAUGUACGUCUACGGUUGUAACAAAUGAUUUCAUCUGCCUCAGUUUAGGUGCUUACUACCAUCCUUUAUUCCUCUGCCCAGCUGCUCUCACUGUGGCACCCAGUGUUUAAUUGAAGUACUGUAUGUUAAGAUUCAGUAAGUCUUAUAAGUGAUGGAUUCAUAAUAUGAAGUUACAAUUAAAACCAGCUUCUGGUGCUUCAUAGUUCUACAGAAAUGAAAGACUACAAAUAUUUUAAACGUAUUUCUAAGUUACUGAGUAGGGGAUUGUUAAAGUUUCUAAGUCAACAGCCACACUGUUUUUGAAAAAUAAUUUUUACUACCCUGAAUGGAGCAGUGGGGGAAGAGGGACUGUGGCGUUAUAAGAUAUUUAUUCAACUAAUGUCUUGUAGUUGUAAAUGUGUAUAAAUUAAACAAACAUUUUUCUGA
This is a messenger RNA of Siniperca chuatsi (mandarin fish), 2863 nucleotides long. RefSeq names its product transmembrane p24 trafficking protein 5 (gene tmed5). Lineage: Eukaryota; Metazoa; Chordata; Actinopteri; Centrarchiformes; Sinipercidae. The coding region runs from base 168 to 854 and encodes 228 amino acids. Gene Ontology annotation, cellular component: Golgi apparatus; endoplasmic reticulum; COPII-coated ER to Golgi transport vesicle. Gene Ontology annotation, biological process: endoplasmic reticulum to Golgi vesicle-mediated transport; Golgi organization; intracellular protein transport. The record is from RefSeq and is a predicted model, not a curated record. The transcript is spliced from 4 exons.